AUGGACGCCGAAUCGUCGGAAAGUUUCCCAGGAAAUAGUGACAAGUCGGUUGACCAUUCUCAUGGUGACCCACAAGUUGUGGGCUUUUCGCGUGCAAGUUCAGUUAUAACUGAUACGGUUACAAAUGGUGAAAAAGGCAUGGAACAAAAGCAGAAGGGAGGAUGUGCGCAAUUUUUGGCCAGCGAACACGGAGAUAAUCUGCAUAUCACUUCAGAGGCUUCUUCGGAACAAAGGACUGAAGGAUCUGCAGAAAAUGUAAGUGAUGAGGAGACGUGUAAGGACGCCACUGAAGGUCAGAGAAUAGAGCUGAAAGAAGGAUCAAGCGAAAAUACUAGCGAAGCACUUGAAUCGGAAAAACAUGACAGCGUUGCGGCUUCUGCUGGCUCAUCUCCUCCACCAAGCAGUGCUGCUCCAGACGAACUGCACCUUGAUACAGACACAAAGAGUAAUUCGGAAGAAGGUGAUCAUAAAGAGGCGAGUGAGAUCAAAAAUGAUUCUGAUAAAGAAGUCGAUGGUUCAAAGACUGAUGGUGAUGGUGAUGAUAAAACGGAUACGGAGGAAGGAGAAGGCGAAGAGCAGAAAAAGAAAAAGAUGGAAGAUAUAGAUGUUUCAGACAAAGCUGAAAAUAAAGUAAUUGAUACAACUGACAAAAAAGAGGAGGGAAGUGCGAAACGUGUUUUGCCGAAAUGGAUGGUGCAGGAUGCAGAUGCGCCUCCAAGCCCAAAAGAAGAGGCGGAUGAAAAAGAUGUGGCUGUAGCUGUCACAGAAAAUGAACCGGCUAGUGGUGUUCGAGGACGAGGACGUGGCAGGAAAGGGCGUGAUACGAUGCGAGCAGUAGCUAAACCGCAUAAUGAAACUGCUACCGAACAGCGGCAGCCGGAAUCAUUGGCAUCUGGUCGCCCUCGUCGUUCGACACGGUCAAAUGUGGACUAUGCUCAUCCAGAUGUUGCAACUGUAGUUGCUGAGCAAGAAGAUUUGGAAAAUGAG
Messenger RNA from Cercopithifilaria johnstoni, 987 nucleotides. The record is from the annotation of a GenBank genome assembly. NCBI's taxonomy places the organism in Eukaryota, Metazoa, Nematoda, Chromadorea, Rhabditida, Onchocercidae.